Molecule: messenger RNA, 1986 nt
Organism: Rhipicephalus sanguineus (brown dog tick)
Lineage: Eukaryota; Metazoa; Arthropoda; Arachnida; Ixodida; Ixodidae
Product: nucleoside diphosphate kinase
Exons: 4
Coding region: 315-830 (171 amino acids)
Biological process (GO): GTP biosynthetic process; UTP biosynthetic process; CTP biosynthetic process
Molecular function (GO): nucleoside diphosphate kinase activity
Source: RefSeq, a predicted model, not a curated record
CUCUAUGCUUUUUAGUCGCUCCCUUCGUCCGCCCCCCUUGGCUGCCUUGGCAGUUCACUGCGUUGAAUGCCUAAUUCCUUAGAUUAGACGUUGCAUCUGUGGCUAUUGCAGGCUACAAAAGCGACACUCAAGUGCUGUAUAAUACCUAUUGCUUGUAUAUUGCGUAAAUUUAUGCACUACAUUUGUGCGUGCAGUUCCGUAUCCGCGCGCACGCACGCACGCUACCGCGCCGGUCUCUGCGUGUACCGACCUUCGACCGGAGCGCUUAAUUUGUGGGCAAAAAUAGCGCCAAUAAAAAGAGACACCCGUGCCAAAUGGUAGUAGGAAUACUCCUCUCUCUAUUCGCAUCCAUGUCGUCCGCCGUGCAGGCUUUCCGCGAGCGCACGUUCGUUAUCGUCAAACCGGACGGCGUGCAGAGGGGCCUGAUCGGCCGAGUAGUCAGCCGGUUUGAGAAGAAUGGCUUCAAAUUAGUGGCUAUGAAGUUCCUUCAGGCUACCGAAGAAACGCUAAAAAAGCACUAUGAAGAGCUCGCUCAACGCCCGUUUUUCCCCGCCCUCAUACAAUACAUGCAGAUGGGCCCCAUUGUGAUCAUGGUAUGGGAAGGCAAGGACAUUGUCAAAAGGGCACGAGAUAUCAUUGGUGCCACUGAUCCACUGAAGUCGAGCCCUGGUACCAUACGAGGCGACUAUGGAAUUGCAACUGGAAGGAAUGUUGUUCACGGCAGCGAUUCCUUGGACAGCUCGAAGAGGGAAAUCAACUUGUGGUUCAGCAGUGCUGAGGUCAUACCUUGGCAGCAAGAGCUGGAUGACUGGCUGAACAAGGAGAACUAAGGCAUAUUUGCUGUGACACUAACCAUUUACCUCCCACACACAAGCUCUGACCCAAAGGUUGCGCGAUUGAAUCCUGGCCGCGGUGGCCGCAUUUCGAUGGAGGCGAAAUGCUAGAGGCCCGUGUACUUAGAUUUAGGUGCACAUUAAAGAACACCAGGUGGCAAAAAUUUCCGGAGCCCUCCACUACAGCGUCUCUCAUAAUCAUUUUAUGGUUUUGGUGUGCAUACGAAAUAUAUGUCCAUGCAAUUCGUAUGCACAGGAAGCAAGACAUAUUUAGGUGUUCAAACUCUGCUACUUGUAGCAAGCGAACAAAGUCAUGCUCCGGUGGGUCAAUCAUCAUGCUAGCGGCGGACAAGGGAAUUGCAGCGGUUUUGGAUGCAAAGGAGGCUUGUCACGUGUGUUGCUCUUGUUCAGCUGCAUGCCACUGUGGAAUCUGGCCGUUCGCAUUUCUUGUCUUUGUUUGGGUACAGCUGCCAGUAGGCGCCGCUACUGAAUGCGCCUCUGUUGGCACAUACUAUAUUUGUGACAUUAUCUGGUCACCCACGCACACCCGCGGUGAUGCGAGUUUCCCCUCCUCUAUAGUCUUGCUCUGUGACCAGAGAAUAGCUGAGGUCGUCCACGGCAAAAUGGCCUUAUUUCGCUUAAGAUGAUCGGAGCAAGUACACAUGCAUCUCUUUCAUGCACAGAUGGUGCUGCAAUACCGUAAUACCAUUUUCCACUCCAGUAAUACUAGGAAAUCUGAGUGCAAGCUGUGCUGGGAAGCCAGCUUUCUCCUAUACUUAACUACAAAAUUCUGUGUGUUCUUUAAUGCAUAAUGUUAGUUUUGAAUGCAUUUUUAAUUAUGUUUACUUGUGCCAAUUAUCUAGAGCAUACAAAGAAAAAUCGGUAAUUUGUGAAUGUUUCUUCAAAAAUAACUCGGGAGGUAAAGGUGUUAAGUGUAUGAGUAAUUUUUAUACUUAUGUUUCUGGUAUUUAACAUAUUUAAUUGUCUAUUAGAGCACUGCUGCUUAUUUCCACUUUUGUCGCAUUUACAUAUUUUGAAACAUUUCUUUUUUUGUUGUUAUUCAGUUGUUGGAACCAAUAUUGUAUUUUUUUUCUUCCAUCUGAAGAUUGUGCUCCUCUUCGGUGCCAUUUAUAAAAAGAAUUGUGUGCAAAUA